AUGCCUCUAUUCCAGCCUCCAGUCACACCCCUCCCCGACGGCAUUAACCUCGCCGGCCAGACAGCGAUAGUAACAGGCGCAACAUCAGGCAUCGGCCUCGCACUAGCCCGCCAACUCCUCUCCCUCGGCGCAUCCCCCGUCGUCCUCGCCGUCCGCGACGUGCCCAAGGGCGAAGCAGUACGACAAACACUCCUCUCCGACCCAACCGUCCUCUCCCGCCACCAGAACCCCGUCGUGGAGGUGAUGAAGCUCGACGCAGAAGACUACGCCAGCGUCAAGACUUUCACGGAAACAUUCAAGGCGAAGUACACGCAUCUCCACAUCGCAAUGCUCAACGCCGGCGUGCCGGGUCUACGACGCCGCGUGGCGCCCACGGGCCACGAAGCGACCGUACAGGUGAAUUAUCUCUCCAACGUGCUGCUUACACUCGAGUUACUCCCCGUGUUGGAGGCUACGGCGCGCGAGACGGGGAGGGCUGGAAGGAUUGCUUGGACAGGGAGCCGGAUGGUUGAGAAGACGAGUCUGGCGGGGAAGACGACGGUUCCAGAGGGGGGAUCUCUUCUCGGGCACCUUGAUGAUGAGGCGAAUUUCGUUGGUAUGGCGCGGUAUGCGGAUAGUAAGCUGCUCGGAUUCCUGUUUCUGCGGGAGCUAGCGAGGCAUUAUGGUGCUGGUGCUGCUGAAGAAGAAGGGAAACGGCAGCAGCAGCGGGUUAUUGUCAACGCCUUUUGUCCCGGGAUGGUGGAUACGAAUAUGAGCAACGUUCUCCCCCAGCCGUUCCGCCUCAUCGCUGACGCCGUGAAGGCUGUGAGGGCGAGGAGGCCGGAGGUGGCUGGGUGGGUUGGGCUUCAUGCUGUUGCUGUCGCGGGCGGAGAGACGCAUGGAAAGACGUUGGGGGAUAAAGAGAUUUGGGAACCAGAGGGCUUCGCUGUUUCGGAUGAGAGUUGGAGGUUGCAGAGGAUGUUGUGGGAUGAGACUGUUGAUGAGAUGAAGAGGUUGACGAGUGUUCCUGAGUGGAUGGGCAAGGUUGGGAAUUGA
Messenger RNA from Colletotrichum tamarilloi, 1035 nucleotides. RefSeq lists its product as uncharacterized. The transcript is spliced from 2 exons. NCBI's taxonomy places the organism in Eukaryota, Fungi, Ascomycota, Sordariomycetes, Glomerellales, Glomerellaceae. The record is from RefSeq and is a predicted model, not a curated record. The coding region runs from base 1 to 1035 and encodes 344 amino acids.